GUGUCAACAAAUAUUAUUGCAGCCCUAUCACCCAGUUCAUGAACUUCGGUUGUCGCAGGAAGAUUAGCGUCAGAAGGCGUGAAACACGGCGAUGGAAGGAACCUUUAGAGAAAGCGCUUCGGCCAGAAAAUAUCCAGUUACGUGAUAGCAGUCUGAACCAGGAAAAGACUAAUGAUGCGUUAUCCUAUCUUGGACGAGCUAUCGAGGAAUGCGGUAUCGAAAAUGAAAUUGCAACAUUUCUGAAGAAGAAAUUUGAUGAAAAAUAUGGCGGUGCGUGGCAAUGUAUCGUCGGACGUAACUUCGGCAUGCACCUAGAUUGCAACGAAUUCAUUCAUAUGUACAUAAGCAAAAUUUCAAUUCUUCUCUUCAAGUGUUAAUUUCGUUCUUUCGCUGUAUUUGUAAUGACUGUCAUGUAAAACCUUCAUAAACUCGC
This is a messenger RNA of Cylicocyclus nassatus, 433 nucleotides long. The record is from the annotation of a GenBank genome assembly. Lineage: Eukaryota; Metazoa; Nematoda; Chromadorea; Rhabditida; Strongylidae.